UGUUUGCCUUCCCUGUAGCCAAACAUAAACCCAAGGAUGAGGGUAUUAUUCCGGAAUGGCGAACGCUCGAACACUGGGAUAACACUACAUUAAAGACAUGCCGAUCACACAUCUCUCGGAAACAAUGAGAGGAUAUAAACUAUAAACGUCCAUACGGCAAGAGACUGACGCUAAAAGACGUGACCGCACAAGAUUCAAGGCGCUACGGAGCCCGAAUGAAUGUCGCUGGCAACAAAACGAGCGUGUGCAAAUCGCCAAAAUUCGGGGAAUAAUUGCACCUCAUAGCGAAAGCGAUCCAAGGCGUGUUUAUCGGCAUAACCAGUGCAGGAUAUCGCGUCUGGAUCGGGUUAUUAUUGCACAACAACGCGCGCGCUAGCGUUGUGUCGCCCGCGCGUGAAGGCCUCGCGCACACUGGAAGUGAACUGGAUCGAGCCGAGCAACAACGCAAGGAUUUUACAUAUGUUCGCGCAUUGCACAUCCGUACAGUAGAUGUUUAUUUGAGUGCAUGGAUGGUGCAGUGAUUUGACUGUCACCACUGUGAUCUCGCUGCUUAUGAAUGAGUUUAAAAUGCACUUUAUUUCUCUCCGAUCACUGUGGGUUAGGCGGUUCUGAUAAGCUUGAUUUGCACUGCGUUGAGAUCAUGAGCUUCAAAGACCAGAAUAACCUUGUUAAAAAAAACACUGAGAGACGAAGGACCAAGUGACUGUGAAUCAUAGUGACCCUUUAAACACUGUAGUCGAAGACACACAAUAGCGGAUUCUUCUUGUUUGGGUUUGAAGACUGCAUGGUUGUGGGCAAAGUUGGUGAAAUCUGUUAUUAUUUAUUAUUAUUAUUGUGACCCUAAGGUAGAAAUAUGAUUCAGUCCUCAGGAAUUUGUGUUCGGGACACCCACUGGAGGCUUCAGAGAUAAUACAGAGAUGUGGUGUAUUGAUCCUGCAUGUUCCCAGUGGUUCUGACACGAGUACUGGAGUUAUUUCACAUGUUUUCGAGUUUGUUUAUUAAACGGGACGAUGCUGGUGAGGAGGACCACUGCGUUGAACUUUGACCCUUGACGUGACGAAAGGACUAAAUUCACCCUGAGGAGAGGAAAUACAACUAACAUACACUAAUGACAUGAUCUCAAACUGACUUAAAAUCACUACACAAACAAUCGGGCAAACCUCUGUGGGUUUGCAGCCAUGAGUGUCCGACAACCGACCUCCACGCUGGACAGGUUGAGCAGUCUGACACUGGGAGACUCGGAGCGCAGGUCUCCUCCUGGCCAGCAGAGGGACACACUGUCCGAUCUCUCCUCAGACAACACCGGGACGGGUUUAGUCCAGCGAUGUGUGGUGGUGCAGAGGGACAAUCUGGGGUUCGGCUUCACCGUGUGCGGCGAGAGGAUCAAACUAGUGCAAAAUGUUCGGCCAGGUGGAGCGGCGGUCAAAGCCGGAGUCCAGGAAGGAGACCGCAUCAUCAAGGUCAAUGGUUCGGUGGUUUCGUCCAUGUCUCAUCAGGAAGUCGUAAAGAUGAUCAAAUCUGGGACGUAUGUGGCGCUGACUCUUCAGGGCCCGCCUCCUUUAGUCGGGUCUGUCCCGCUUCAGCCCCUCCCCACCGACCUCUUGCCCAAUCACAGGACAGCACCGGGUGGGGAAGCCCCGCCUCCUCCACUGACUCCUCCCACAGGAAGUAGUACCCCAACCCAGAGAAUCACAGGACCCAAACCAUUACAGGACCCCGAGGUGAAGAAACACGCCACAGAAAUCCUCAGGAAGAUGUUGGAGCAGGAGGAGGCCGAGCUACAGAACCUGCUGGAGGAGCAGUCUCGAAACCCCUCGCCGUCGCUAGAGGAGCGGAUCGAGAGCGCCAAGCGGAGAGCCAAUCAGGUCCGAGUGAAGAUCCAGCAGGAUGUGGACGGCACUCGGUCUGACGCGCUGGCUAACUAUCUCACCGCUGGAGAAGGACGGUUAUCGAUGGACUCCAGUGAAGGAGAUGUGGAGGCGUGUGAGAGUCCCUUCUCCUCCCCCUCCGCCUUCCUCAGGAACCCCCUGCUGCGCCGGCAGGGCUCCGACACACACCCCUGCGACCCGGGAGGAAAGACGCAGAUCAUCGGACCAGAGGAAGAAGAAGAGGAGGAUGAUGGGUAUUCGAUCAAUGAGAUGGACGGGCCGUUCCAGGACAUCGAGCUGCUGAAGAGUCGUCCGGCACACAUGACGGUCUUCAUGAGAUACGUGUUCGGCCAGCUCCUGGACCCCAACCCGCUGCUGUUCUACCUGUGUGUGGAGGCGUACCUGGGCUCCAGCCCGAAGGACGCACGUUCUCUCGCCCCUCAGAUCUGCUCACACUUCCUGGACCACGACGCCCCUCUGAAGAUUAAAGUCCGUGAGGAGAUCCUGACUGACAUAGAGAACCGCCUCCAUGCGCAGGAGGACAUCCGAGGGCCGCUCUCUGAACUCCAGCAACAGGUGCUUCCAGACAUCCAGGACCAGCUUCAGGACUACAGGAACAAGCAGACGAUGGGUCUGGGCUCUCUGUUUGGAGAGAGCGACCUGCAGCAGUUAGACGGAGACCCGGCGAGAGAGAGACAGGUGGUGGACAGACAGGUGCUGGCGCUCUGGGAGAUCCUAUCAAAACAUGAGGAGGACAGAAGUUCUCCGUUAGCGUCUGCGGUUCAUCUGUAUCUCAGACACUCAGGCAUUAAACUCCGAGACUCAAAGGUGUUUCCCGGUUUGAUGUCCGAGAAGGAGAAGUGGCUCCCGUUCUUCCCCAAAGCUAAGAAGCUGAGCAGCGCAAGAAGAGAGAAGGAUGGAGAAGACAAGAAGAGAAAUCCCAUUCUGAAGUACAUCGGGAAACCCAGGGGCACAUCGCAGUCCACGUUCCAUGUCCCGUUGUCCCCCACCGAAGUUCGUCCCGGCAGCGUGAAGAACAUCAUUCAGCAGUUCGAGAGUAACUCGGACUCAAUUGAGGAGGGAGACGUUGAGGGACAGCGACUGUCUUCCAGCAGCUUCGGAGAGGAAAGCAUGGACAGUCCGACCAUCUCGGUGCGUUUGGCUCGCAGCGAGUCUCUGAAGGCACAGGGGGAGGGGCGUCGGCGAGGAGGUGGGCCGGGGGCGGAGUUUGUCCCUCGUUCCCGUAGCGACGUUGACAUGGAGGACUGUGAGGAGAGGGAGGGGCCUGGACUGAGACCGUUACAUCACAGCGCCUCGUCUUCAGCCUCCAGCAGCUCCGCGAGGUCUCUGGAGAACGCGACGCCGCCGUACACACCCCGCUCCCAGCGCAGGCUCGUGGAGCCUCCCGUGGCCCUGCUCCCGGACGCCCCGGCCCUCGAGGAGGACGUGAUCGACCCGCAGAACUGGCAGGAGACGGUGGACACGCAUGUGCUCACGUCACUCUCCUCGCGGGAGGUCGACAGACAAGCCGUCAUCUACGAGCUGUUCACGACGGAGGCGUCUCACCUGCGCACGCUGAGGGUCCUGGACCAGGUGUUUUACCAGAAGAUGCAGAGCGUCCUGAGUCCAGACGAGCUGUCCUGCAUCUUCCUCAACCUGCGGCAGGUCUACGAGCUGCACGCGAGUUUGUGUGAGUCCAUGAGGAAGCGCAGGGAGUCGGCCAUCGUCCAGGGCAUCGGGGACAUCAUGCUGGCCAGAUUCGAGGGCGAGGCUGGAGAGCAGUUUGAGGAGCAGGUGUCUCUCCUGUGCAGUCAGCAGAGUCAAGCGCUCGAGCUCAUCAAGAACAAGCAGCGCAAAGACCCGCGCUUCACACACCUCAUACAGGAGUGUGAGGCGAGUCCUCACUGUCGUCGGUUGCAGCUGAAGGAUCUGCUGGUGUCGGAGAUGCAGCGCUUGACUAAAUAUCCACUGCUGCUGGACAACAUCAUCAAACACACCGAGAUGUCCUCUCCCGAUCUCCAGCAGCUGCAGAGAGCUCAGGUGUGUUGUCGAGGGAUUCUUCAGGCCGUGAACGAGGUCGUCAGGGAAACGGAGCACCGACACCGGCUCAGCCAAUACCAGCGCAGGCUCGACCUCACGCCUCUGGAGAGACAGGCCAAUCCCGUCGCAGCGCAGUUCAAGAAUCUGGAUCUGACCAGGAAGAGGAUGAUCCACGAGGGGCCGCUCACAUGGAGAGUCAGCAAAGACAAAGCCAUCGAGAUCCAGGCGCUGCUGCUGUCGGAUCUGCUGCUGCUGCUCCUGAAGGGUCCCGACGAGCGGCUCAUCCUGCGCUGUCCGUCACGCUCGCUGGGCGGAGCCACCGACCUCAAGAUGACCUUCUGUCCCGUCGUCCGCCUCGACUCCUCCCUCGUGCGCUCCGUCGCCACAGACAAUAAAGCGCUGUACGUGAUCAGCACGUCUGAGAGGCAGAUCUACGAGCUGGUGGCCGGGUCCUCGUCAGAGAAGAACACUUGGAAAGACCAGCUGGAAAAGACAAUCGCGUCAGCCACUCAGGGAUCCGGAUCAGCUAAACCAGAGUCACCCGUGCGGUCCUCGGGUGUGUCUUCAUCAGCGAAUGACCUCGACGAGUCUCUGUCGGAGCGAGUGUCUCUGGAACGGGACUCUGCCAGUGAUGAUGAAUGUGCUCUGACGCCCACCACUCCCGCCGGCCAAUCAGAAGCCGGCGUUCGCCAGGACGGGGACGGUUUCCUCCAAUCGAAAGCUGGCGUUGCAGAAGCUGCUCUUCAGGAUGUGGAAACCCUCCGACAGCUGAUCUUCAGAGACCUGGACGAUGGGUGGAGUCAGGAUUCAGACGACACGCCCACAAACGAGACGGCCAAUGAGCGGAACUCUUUUACAGACGGGCCGGGGGCGGAGUUUCCUGAGCCCGCAUCCAGCGAGACUCUCAGCCGAUGGGGGGAGGAGCCUGUGGAAGCUCCGCCCCCGGAGGUGCAGGUGGUGAGGAAAGUCAUGGGUGCGGGCUGUUCUCUUCCUGACGACAUCACCGAUGAUGUCACCGCCAGCCAAUCCUCUAAGGACAGAGGGAACAUGUUUUACCUGGUGAUGCCCAAAGAUCAGUCCAGCGCUCCGGCCGACGAGAGCAGCACCGAUGAGCUCACACACCGCAGUGUGUGCUCGUCGCCCUUCAUCAUCGAGGAGGAGGAGCCCGAGACGCCCUGCCUCGCUCCAGCUGACCCAUCGCUCACUGAGCCUCUGAGUCGGGGGCAAGGGCUCGGCCAAUCACAGACCAGCACACAGCGUCAUGUGAUCAAGAACUCGGACCAGAUCUUCAACACCAUGGAGCAGCUGAUGAGGAAACUGCAGCAUCUGAGGGACAUUGAGGCGGAUCACCACACACUGCUGAAGACGUUACGCCAGCCGUGCCCGGCGGUACAAUCAUCCGAUGCCGUCGUGUGCCGGUGUCCCGCCGUGGCCCGGGCGCCUUCGCUGGACCGGGGAGCCGGAGACGGUAAAGAGGGCGUCUCGACAGAAUCGGCUCCGCCGAAAAUCCAGUCCACUGGCUUCUGACGGUUCACACUGGACUUUCAUCUCGCACGCACAGACUCACGCAAACACACUAUGAUGUAGCCCCUUCCCAGCAUGCCUUGCGCCUGGAAGCACCAUCCAGGUUGAAUUAUGUGUUGUGUGUGUCAACUCGUGACUUGAGAGACGGGACGGACGACCCUUCGGCCCGCGGAGAGAGAGAAAUGACGGAGAAAGGAAAGUGACCAUUCGAGAGAGGGAAAAUGAAAUGCGAUUGGUUGAUGGGAGAACGUAAGUGAUGCGUGACGAACAGGAAGUGAUGUCGCGCGGCUGAAGACAUGACUCUGUCCUUUGAAGGAAACCCCAGCACUUUACCUGCGUCACAUCUCGUUUUCAUCGUCACCCUGAGCCGCCGAUUCAGGAUCUUUUGCACUGGGAAUAAGGAUGUCUCACGGAUACAUAUCGCUAAUAUCGUAGCUUGUGUUUGAUUACGUAAAACACUACACGAAGGAAGGAAAUCGACAAAAGCUGAAGGUUUUAUUUUGUUUUAUUUUAUUUUAAUGGAAGAAAUAAAAUAUCCAACAAAUGUUUGUUCAGUUUCUAUGCACUAUUAACUGGAUUCCUCUUUAAAUCGCGCAGGGGGGAAAAGGGGGCGUGUUUAUGAAUUCUGACAUGUCAUGUGACCUGACACACUUGUAUUACUGUGAGCGUUUGUUCGUCACUUGCUCAACGGCUGCUUGAAAACACACUAUGAAGGGAUCGGCAACUCUAAUAAAUGAAAACAACUUUUCUGGGCGUUAAACUCGUCCGCCUAACCCGCCGAAGGAGGAUUGUUACCUCACCUCCUGUUAUGUUUUCCUUUAUUUUCUUAUUCGAAUGGUUUUGUGUAUCAGAGACGCUGCUUGUGUGGAUAACUGCUGUUAACUCAGGUGGAGAAAUGUAGACGUGUUCCUCUCGUUAGCUUUAACACUUUUACCCGUGAGUUUUCUCGUCUUUUCUUCUUUUGUUUCCCGCCUCAUUCCUCCAUCGCUUCACUCGUCAUUCAUGCUCGUCAGCGGUUCGUUGCACUGGGAAGAAGCGCGCGCUCGUGCGAACUACUGUACGUAGAGCUUUGUGUUUUUAUUUUCAUCACUCAUGUAAUAUAGUUCACGGCCUGUUUUAUAUGUUCAUUUUCUGUAAAGCUCUGGUCAUUUCUUUUAAUUUUAUUUUUGUAGAUAUGACAAACAAAAGAUGUGUAAAUUAUUUUCUCUCCCUCUUUUUAAAAACGGCGAGAUUGUUAGAUGCACAGAAGGAAAAUGAAAACUCAUGUUUAAAAAAACUCAUUUGUUUUGUGAAAUUAAAAAUGUUUAAAAACAA
Molecule: messenger RNA, 6746 nt
Organism: Pimephales promelas (fathead minnow)
Lineage: Eukaryota; Metazoa; Chordata; Actinopteri; Cypriniformes; Leuciscidae
Gene: arhgef11
Product: Rho guanine nucleotide exchange factor 11
Biological process (GO): intracellular signal transduction; G protein-coupled receptor signaling pathway
Cellular component (GO): cytoplasm
Molecular function (GO): G protein-coupled receptor binding; guanyl-nucleotide exchange factor activity
Source: RefSeq, a predicted model, not a curated record